Messenger RNA from Acomys russatus (golden spiny mouse), 713 nucleotides. Its product is annotated as extracellular sulfatase Sulf-2-like. NCBI's taxonomy places the organism in Eukaryota, Metazoa, Chordata, Mammalia, Rodentia, Muridae. The transcript has 3 exons. Gene Ontology annotation, cellular component: cell surface; endoplasmic reticulum; plasma membrane. The record is from RefSeq and is a predicted model, not a curated record. Gene Ontology annotation, molecular function: N-acetylglucosamine-6-sulfatase activity; glycosaminoglycan binding. Bases 177 to 698 code for a protein of 173 amino acids.
GCGGCCGGCCACCGGCUCGGCAGGCAGCAGGCCGGGAGCCGCCGGGACUUCGGGCUGGGGCGCGGAGCGGCCGCGGAGCCGGAGAUCCUGAGGGAAGAGGGGAAGGAAUCCCAUCCACAAGACACCACCUCAGCCUCUGCAUCCAAGAAGAAGCAACAGACCAGCAAACCGCGCCAAUGGCACCCCCUGGCCUGCCACUAUGGCUGCUGUCCACGGCUCUCCUCUCCCUGCUGGCUGGUAGCUCCGCCUUCCUGUCCCAUCCCCGCCUGAAAGGCCGCUUCCAGAGGGACCGCAGGAACAUCCGGCCCAACAUCAUCUUGGUGCUCACGGAUGACCAGGACGUGGAGCUGGGCUCCAUGCAGGUGAUGAACAAGACGAGGCGCAUCAUGGAGCAGGGUGGGGCACACUUCAUCAACGCCUUCGUGACCACGCCCAUGUGCUGCCCCUCUCGCUCCUCCAUUCUCACCGGCAAGUAUGUCCACAACCAUAACACCUACACCAACAACGAGAACUGCUCCUCACCCUCCUGGCAGGCACAGCACGAGAGCCGCACCUUCGCCGUGUACCUCAACAGCACAGGCUACCGGACAGGUGAGGGUCAGGGUGGGGAGAGAGCUGCAGGGUCUCCUCAAGGGGCAGGUGGCCUCUUUAGGUUCUCUCUGGGUGUGACAUCCGAGCUGCAUCGGUCCCCGAGAUAAGUCUGGGUCAUGCCU